Messenger RNA from Dendroctonus ponderosae (mountain pine beetle), 1962 nucleotides. Its product is annotated as juvenile hormone esterase. NCBI's taxonomy places the organism in Eukaryota, Metazoa, Arthropoda, Insecta, Coleoptera, Curculionidae. The transcript has 11 exons. The record is from RefSeq and is a predicted model, not a curated record. Bases 115 to 1854 code for a protein of 579 amino acids.
UUUGCACUUCCUUUGUUAUAUGCAACUUUAUACAUCUGAAUCAAAAUCCAGCUCUUAAAAUAAAUAUUAUUGAAAUUCCUGCUAUUAUCAAAACCUGUUUAAUGUUUUCAAGAUAUGAAUAAAAUUCGUUAUAACCAGUCGCCUAUGCAUGCCAGUCAGAUGUCGUUGACCAUAGGAGGACUAAUUUUCAGUUUUCUUCUGGUUGGCUCUAUGAGCCAACAAGUGACCACCCCAGAUGGGCCCAUUCAAGGAGUUUCUGAAACCACAGUAAGUGGCAAAAAAUAUUCUGCCUUUUAUUCAAUACGAUAUGGAAAACCCCCAACUGGCUCCAGAAGAUUUUUGGCUGCAGAACCGGUGGAUUCUUGGACAGAAACAUACGACGCUGCAACCGAAAAGUCCAACAUUUGCUUCCAGUUGUACAAUGAUGACGACCAGCAAACUGAAGAUUGUCUUUUUUUAAGUGUUUUCACUCCACAAACUUCCACAUCAUCGAAUAUCACUUAUCCAGUUUUUUUCAAUAUUCAUGGAGGUGGUUUUUACGGCGGCUCUGGAACACUUGCAAGUGGAAUCUCGCCCAAAUAUCUGCUAGAGGAAGAUGUAAUUGUAGUCAUUUUUAACUAUCGUCUUACAGCACUUGGCUUUCUAUCAACUGGAAAUGAAGUAAUUCCUGGAAAUGCGGGCCUUACAGACCAAGUUCUUGCAUUAAAAUGGAUCCAGAGAAACAUUGCCGCAUUCGGUGGAGAUCCACAGCGCGUUACAAUCGCUGGACAGUCUGCAGGCGCUAAAUCUGUGGGCUAUUUGAUUCUAAGUCCACUUGCAACUGGAUUAUUUUCUGCUGGCAUUAUGGAGUCUGGGACUGUUCUCUCGCCUGGAGGAUUUCAGAGAAACCACACAAACAUCGCUUUUAAACUGGGCAGUUUUGUAGAUGCACAAUUCAAUUCCUCCAGGGAUUCCAAGAAGCUUUUGGAAGUUUUACAGGAUGUUGAUGCGAAAACUGUUAAUGCUGCUGGAACGUCUUUUGCCAACUGGGCUGCCCAACAGACAACUCGAUAUGAAAGAGAUCAGGGUACACAAGGCUACUAUUUUACUCCGGCAAUUGACUCCGCAAGCUCUAAUCCAGUUUUGCCAGAACUUCAAUACGAAGCAUUAAUCAAUGGAAAUUUCAACAAAGUGCCCAUUUUUGUGGGCGUUACUUCAGAGGAAGGACUCAUGGACGCACCAUAUAACGACGUAACUCAUCUUAAGGCCUUUCAUGAUGUGCAUUCGCUUUUAAACCCACAAGACAUGAACAUUUCUGGUGAAGACGAUUGGGCUGAAGUAGGAGAUCUGAUCUACAAUAUUUAUUCCCCCAAUGGAUCCCUUGUUGAUAAUCCCUUAGGAAUCAUCCAGUACUAUACGGACCAAGAGUAUGCAAGAGGUUCUAUAAAGCACGCUGAGCUCCAGUCGGUUUUCACCGAUGUUUUCUACUACCAAUUUUCCUAUACUGGAAAAUUGGGGGGUGGCAAUCAAGGAUAUCCAGGUUCAGGAAAUGUGUCCCAUGUUGGAGAAGGCAGCUACAUCUACUUCGGUAAAUCUCUGGCCGAUUAUCCGGAAACAGACCAGCUGAUCAGCAAACGACUGGUGAAAAUUUGGACCAACUUUGUUAAAUACCACAAUCCUACGCCUGAAAAGGACGAGCUGCUUCAAAACAUCACCUGGCCUAAAGUGGCAUCCGAGGAAUUUCAGUUUGUUAAUAUUGGAAACUACGAGGAAACCGAUUUGAUUGUAACAGCUGGAAGACCAAAGGCUCCUAAAAUGGCCUUUUGGGAUACAGUAUACGAAGAGUAUGGAAAGCGACCGUUCGAUACAUACUAAAAAUAUAUUACAAGAUAUGAGCCAUCUUGUAUUCUGUUGAAUUGAAAUAUUUUGUAUUUUUUCAGUUAUAUAUUUUAUUUUAUUUAGCUAUAAAUGAUUCUCUUCGAA